This is a messenger RNA of Juglans regia (Persian walnut), 408 nucleotides long. RefSeq names its product U3 small nucleolar ribonucleoprotein protein IMP4-like. The transcript has 4 exons. Bases 1 to 408 code for a protein of 135 amino acids. The record is from RefSeq and is a predicted model, not a curated record. Gene Ontology annotation, cellular component: Mpp10 complex; small-subunit processome; nucleolus. Gene Ontology annotation, molecular function: snoRNA binding; rRNA primary transcript binding. Lineage: Eukaryota; Viridiplantae; Streptophyta; Magnoliopsida; Fagales; Juglandaceae. Gene Ontology annotation, biological process: rRNA processing.
AUGCUCCGUAGAAAUAUACGACUGAGGAGAGAGUAUCUGUACAGAAAGAGCUUAGAAGGCAAAGAACGUCUCCUCUAUGAGAAAAAGCGAAAGAUCAAAGAAGCCCUGUCCAAAUUCCUAACAAUUCCCACGGAGCUACGGAACGAGGAGGCGGAGCUUCGGCACCAAAUAGACCUUGAGGAUGAAAACAUAGCUGUCUCGAUGAUACACAUUGAUGUUGAGUAUGCGAACGCAAUGGAAAGAGAUCCUAAUAUUUUGAUAACUACAUCCCGUAAUCCAAGUGCUCCACUUACACAGUUUGUAAAGGUUAAAUUGAAGUUCAUCUUUCCUAAUGCACAACGAAUGAAUCGUGGUGGUCAAGUUAGUGAAUGGCUUUUCUUUGUACACUGUCUUAUUCGCAAUUUUUAA